Molecule: messenger RNA, 1812 nt
Organism: Budorcas taxicolor (takin)
Lineage: Eukaryota; Metazoa; Chordata; Mammalia; Artiodactyla; Bovidae
Gene: UBQLN3
Product: ubiquilin 3
Biological process (GO): ubiquitin-dependent protein catabolic process
Cellular component (GO): cytosol
Molecular function (GO): polyubiquitin modification-dependent protein binding
Source: RefSeq, a predicted model, not a curated record
AUGGCCAAAAGUGGAGAGGCCCUGCCACAGGGCAGCCCAGCGCUGGUCCAGGAUCCCCACCUCAUCAAGGUGACAGUGAAGACGCCUAAGGACAAGGAGGAUUUCUCAGUUACAGACACUUGCACCAUCCAGCAGCUGAAGGAAGAGAUAUCCCAGCGCUUUAAGGCCCACCCUGAUCAGCUGAUCCUAAUCUUUGCUGGCAAAAUCCUCAAGGACCCUGACUCACUGGCACAGUGUGGGGUCCGAGAUGGCCUCACCGUCCACCUGGUCAUCAAGAUGCAGCGUCGCACCAUGGGCAACGAGUGCCCAGCUGCUUCAGUCGCUACCCCAGCCCCGAGCCCUGGGUCACUCCCUCAGCCAAGCUCCACUUACCCAGCGGAUGGGCCACCUACCUUUAGCUUGGGUGUCCUCACAGGCCUCAAUGGGCUAAGUCUGACCUCGGGUGAUUUCCCUGACCAGCCAAGCUCACUGGUGUGGCAGCAUGUAUCUGUGCCUGAAUUUGUGGCUCAGAUCAUUGAUGACCCCUUCAUCCAGGGUCUGCUGUCCAACACAGGCCUGGUGCGCCAGUUGGUUCUUGACAAUCCCCGUAUGCAGCAACUGAUCCAGCACAACCCUGAGAUUGGGCACAUCCUCAACAAUCCUGAAAUCAUGCGGCAGACACUGGAGUUUCUACGUAACCCUGCCAUGAUGCAAGAGAUGAUGCGCAGCCAGGACCGGGCGCUUAGCAACCUGGAGAGCAUCCCGGGUGGCUACAAUGUGCUCCGAACCAUGUAUACAGAUAUUAUGGACCCCAUGCUUAAUGCCGUCCAGGAGCAGUUUGGUGGCAAUCCCUUUGCCACCACUAAUACUGCUAAUGCUACCACCACCAGCAGCCAACCCUCAAGGACAGAGAAUUGUGAGCCUCUCCCCAAUCCCUGGACUUCCACAUAUGCAGGCUCAGCUGGCAGGAGGGGCAGGAGGCCUGGGGACCAGGAUAUAUCUGAACUUAGAAAUAGGGUACCCAAUAUUCUAGGGAAUAUAGGGCUCUAUGACUAUCUCCAACAAUUGCAUGAGACCCCCCAGUCCCUGGGAACCUAUUUACAGGGGAUGGCAUCUACCCUCAGUUCAAGCCAAGAACAACCACCUUCACCACCAGGAAACCAAAUUCCUCCAGCUUCACCCUCAUCCCAGGAACCUGAGUCAGGCCAGGCUCUCCCCAAGGAGUCAGUUGCAAUCAAGGGAAAGCCCUCCUGCUCAGCCUUCCUGAGGUAUCCCACGGAGAGCAGUGCUAGAAAAGAUGGAGGUCAAGAUGGUGCAGGGAAUGGUUCCGCUGGCCAUAGCACCCACAUGCCUGAUCUUGUCUCCGGGCUGGGGCCUGCUGCCAAUAGGACCCCACUCGUUCCUUCCCCACCUUUGCCCACAGCAGCUACUGCUGGAAUCCCUGAGCAUGUCUGGCUGCCACCACCGGCUUAUCCAAGAUCUCUGAGGCCAAACAGCAUGAAUCAGGCCCCACAGCUGCAGGACGAGAUGCGCUGGCAACUGCCACUGCUGCUGCACCUUCAGGCAUCCAUGGCAAAUCCGCGUGCCAUGCAUGCCCUGCUGCAGAUUGAGCAGGGUCUGCAGAUCCUGGCUACUGAGGCCCCUCGCCUCUUCCUCUGGUUCAUGCCUUGUCUAACAGGGCUGGGAAGUAUGGCGGGAGAUACAGAGCCUCGAGAGAGUCCCCUUGUGCCUGAGGAUACUUCGCCUCCCCUAGCUCCUGAGGUUCCCUCAGCACAGGGCUCUAUGGAGCUGGGCCUCCAUUCCACCCCUUCCUCCAGAUGUUGCAAGCCUUGA